Molecule: messenger RNA, 3291 nt
Organism: Mytilus trossulus (common blue mussel)
Lineage: Eukaryota; Metazoa; Mollusca; Bivalvia; Mytilida; Mytilidae
Product: oxysterol-binding protein-related protein 6-like
Exons: 22
Coding region: 26-2860 (944 amino acids)
Cellular component (GO): membrane; intracellular membrane-bounded organelle; cytosol
Molecular function (GO): cholesterol binding
Source: RefSeq, a predicted model, not a curated record
AAAUGCUUUAAGAUUUUAAGUAAAGAUGUCAAACAAUGACAGUUCCCAGCUGUCUUCCAGUGGUAAAAUACCAAUCCUAACUGCUUCCCCAUUAGCUGCUCGGAAGAAGAAACAGUUUAACAGAGGAGGAAAACGCCAUCAAUUCAGACACAGUGACUCUGACACAGAUUCUGAGAACAGUGAUGAUGACUUUUCCAUAACAAGUUCACAACCUAGUCAUCCCGGUCAUGGUGGUGGUGUCCCUGUGGUGAAGAAGGAACUACUAGAAACAAAGUCAACAGCUUCUAAGAGUAGGAAACGGAGGAAAGCUAGACAAGAUUGGGAAAUAGUGGAAGGCCUGAAAGAUGGACAAACUUGUGAUGAUAAACCUGGCAAUUAUCAAAGUUACAUGAUGAAAAAAAGAAGAUGGCCUCUGAAAGGAUGGCACAAGAGAUUUUUCUUCUUGGAAAAAGGAAAGUUGUUUUAUGCUAAAGCACCAGGAGAUAUACAAAAAGGAAAAUUCCAUGGAGUUAUUGACAUUGGUUUAUCUGUGAUAGCCUUCAAACGACACAGACACAGAAUUGAUAUUGACGCUGAAGAUAUUGUCUAUCAUGUUAAAGUUAAAGAUAACCGAUCCUUUGAGGAAUGGAUACAGAGACUGAAGCAUCACCGUCUAUACAGACAACAUGUGAUAGCCUUCGGAACUAAAGAAUCACCCAAGCUUACGGACAUAACUUCACCAACAGAAGACAUUGGAUUUUCUACAGAUAAAGGAAGAGAACACAAAUUAAGUGCAGAUGUUAUACGACAAUCAAGUUUUAAGAAAAUUGACGUCCAACAAAGUCGUGUAGCUACAUGGGUGAUGGACUCGGCUGGAUUUGAACACUGUGAUAAAGGUUUGAAUGAGACUCAGACUAUUCUAUGUGAAUUGAGAGAUGAUUUAGAACAACUUAGGAAUAUACCAUUGACACCAGAUUCUGUUAUAGAGGAGGCUGAAAGUGAACCAAAUGAUUUGAAGAAGAAAAGUCGAGGCCUAGGACUCAGAAGUAAACGGAAAGAGAAAAAAACAAGUGACACCUCGCUGACAGACAAUGAUCUCAUGAGAACCAGUUCUUCCAAUCCAAACCUUGUACAUUUUGAGAUGAGCAGAACGAGACCCAGCAGCAUGUCUGAUGCACACUAUACCAGUGGGAAUGACUCAUUUCUCAGUAGUCAAGACACUUAUGUUAAUGAUAGCAAAUUAAGAGAAACAUUUGUAAUAAAGGCAGAGAAAGUACAUAAAAAUCUGAAAUCUUUACUGAACAUAAUUGGAACAGAAAGAGAUCGACUGAAGAAAGCAGUUGUAGAUAAUAACAAUUGGUCUGGAUCAUCAGCAAGCUUGAAUAAACAUUUAGUUGAGGCAUUGAGGCAGAAUGCAGACUUAAGAAAUAAAUUAUCAAAGAUUCAUGCUGAGUCAGCAGUUCACAGUGACACAAAACUUGUUCCACCAUCAUCACCUAUCUUAUCACCUGUGCCAAACCUAGACAAGGAUCACGACCAUGUUUUAUCACAGUCUUUAUCAACAGAAAGUUGUUCUAUAUCAGAAUACUAUGAUGCUGAGGAGGGGCGAGAGACAGCCAGUGAAUCAUCUUCUGAGCAAUCCGAUGAAGAUGAAAUCUCCAGUGAAGAGAAUGACACAGAUUAUACUGCUGUUCAUAGUGUAUCAGAAGACCAGUUAUCCGAUUCCUUUGAGACGGGACGGAGAUCAAAGUUACCUGUACCUAAACCAGACACUGGUGAUAUAAGUUUAUGGAAUCUAUUGUAUAAAAACAUUGGAAAAGAUCUGUCUAAAAUCUCUAUGCCAAUUACACUGAACGAACCUCUUAGUAUGCUACAGAGGUUAUGUGAAGAACUUGAAUACAAUGAAUUGAUAGAAAAAGCUGUUGGAUUAGAAGAUCCUUAUGAACGAAUGAUCCAUGUAGCUGCAUUUGCAGUCAGUAGUUAUGCAAGUACAGGGUAUAGAGCUGGGCACAAACCUUUCAAUCCACUGCUGGGUGAGACAUACGAAUGUGAUAGACCAGAUAAAGGCUGGAGAUUUGUGGCAGAACAGGUUAGCCACCAUCCUCCAAUAUCUGCUUGUUACUGUGAUUCUAAAAACUUUAUAUUUUGGCAAGAAACUCGUAUAAAGACAAGAUUUUGGGGAAAAUCUAUGGAAAUACAACCUGUAGGCAUUGUCAAUCUAGUUCUUCCAAAGUGGAAUGAGCAGUAUAGAUGGAACAAAGUUACCACAUGUGUUCAUAACUUACUAGGGGGUCAACGAUGGGUCGAUCAUUACGGAGAGGUCAAUAUCACCUGUGGAGAUAUCACCUGUAAACUAACAUUUAAAAAGGCUAGUAGCUGGUCCUCAAAACGACAUGAGAUCCAUGGUCAUAUCAACAGUCCUGAAGGGAAGGUUGUCCAUCAUCUAUCAGGGAAGUGGAAUGAAGCUUUAUACUGUGGUACUCAUCAUGGUGGAAAUCAUCAUCAGGCCACCAGUAAAUUAGUGUGGAGACCUGGUGCAAUGCCAGAUGAUUAUGAGCUGUAUUAUGGCUUUACCAGAUUUGCAAUAGAAUUAAAUGAGUUGGACACUGAUGAUGCUAAGACACUGCCACCUACAGACACAAGGUUCAGACAUGAUCAAAGACUAUUAGAGGAAGGAAAGAUUCAUGAUGCUGAGAAUGAGAAGACAAGGUUAGAACAUUUGCAGAGAGAAAGAAGGAAGAAAAGAGAAACAGAAGGAUUAGAUUAUAGUCCUAUGUGGUUUAAGAAAACAGGAAAAGAGAGUUAUGAAUACCUUGGGAAAUACUGGGAAUGUAAAAAGUCUCCAGGAUUUAAUAAAAUGUCUUUUGUGAAGCUAUGGUGAACAGUAACAGGAAACCAGUAGAAAGGCUGACAUUAAAGGCCCAGUAGCUACAAAACUUAGAUCCCUAUAUUUAUACAGAUGUAUACCUUGAGAGACAAACAAGCGAAUGAAUUAAAGAGAAACAUUACAAAUUGAUAUCUUUCGAUGAUUGACAAGACAGAAUUAUUUCUUAUUGUCCAAAACUUGUGAUCUAAUGUGUCAAGACCUGCAUUUCACAAAAGGUGGUACUAAUAAGGAUCAUAUAAAUAUCCUUAAUUUAACCAUCAAUUGUACUAUCAUUUUGAAACACAGGCCUUGAGUACAAUGAUAUUGAGGCAUUUUUUUUCUUUUCCCACCAUAUUUAGUAAGUCAUUUUCAAAACCUUUUUAUUUUGGGGCCAAUAAUGGGCCUUUAAGCCCCUACUCCUUUCACCUCAUGUAUUAUUGAAUUUA